This is a messenger RNA of Megalopta genalis, 8920 nucleotides long. RefSeq lists its product as uncharacterized. Gene Ontology annotation, cellular component: nucleus. Gene Ontology annotation, biological process: regulation of DNA-templated transcription. The record is from RefSeq and is a predicted model, not a curated record. Lineage: Eukaryota; Metazoa; Arthropoda; Insecta; Hymenoptera; Halictidae.
UUAGCUUUAUGACAAUUUCGAGCGAUUCGAGUCGGUAGUUACUGCUUUAGGAAGAAUUCAAAGACGUAACGUGUCUGCGCGUAAUGUGCCCGGCAAUGGUGUGCGUAUCUAGUUUCACGCAGAGCAUCGGAACCUUUCGUUCCGUUUCCGGCGAGCAACAGAAACGCUGACGUGCUGUAUCGUACCCCCGAAAAUAUGAUCAACGAAACUGUUAAUUAUUUCGUGCGUCUGCAAGAGAGUUCCUCUAUGUCAGGAUUACGCUCCGCUCACGAACCUGUCUGAAAGUAACGAAUCGUCGAGGAGUAUCAUCUAUCGAUUUACGCUAUCGUUCGCUUCGAAUAAAGUACUUUCGAUCGCGCACAAUCGAUGCACUCGUCAAUGUUCGACACGAUCGACGAACAACGCUUCGAAUGUCACCGAGCAUCUCCAACGCAGUGCAGUCGACAUAAACAUUCCCCAUUCGAGGAUUAAACGAUGCUUGAGAGAAACAUCUUUCGAAUAAGCAUGCACAAUCGUGUUGAUUGAAAGUGAUUAGCUAUCCCCUCGUUGAGCGACGACAGUGAGCCGAGCAGCGAGUGUCGAAUUGUCAACCUCGAGCAACGCAUCUUCCGUCGAAUCUGCUCGAUGCGUCCAUCGACGUUUAACGAAAUGAACACGGAAGACUGCGAACGUCUCUGAGCAUCCUCGACCGCGCUGUUGCCGAAUCGAUCCACAAUCCUAUCGUUGGAGGACGAUAGCGAGAGCAGCUGGAAUCGAAUCCGCCACAGACAUCGAACUAUGCUCGUUCAACCGCGGCCGCUCGCUACUUCAAUCUCGUUCGAUCCCGAGGCAGUUUGACGCGGAUCGAUCGCGUCGUCGCGCGUGCAUCUACGAGAAUGCAGCAGGGCAGCGUGGGCGGCUGCGACGGGGACUCCGGUCCUCGGAAAUCGCAGAGAAGCUCGUACAGAGACGGCGAAGCGGACAGGGCUUCGGGAGAGACCGAGAGGGUGCGGGUGAAGCUCGAGGCUCUGGAGUCGAAGGUGUUCGAGGUGAAGCGAGAGCCGCAGGAGGAUUGCCACCCGGGUCACCAGGACUAUCAGUACGAGAGGAAAACGAUCGUGCCGGCGAAGAUCGAGGGGAACCCCGAGAUCCCUGGACAGUGCCAGGUCCAGCAUCCCGGCUACAGGCCGAUCACCGGUCUGCCGAAUUCUUAUGGGUUCCCGCACUUCUACGCGCCGCCUGCCAUGCUGCCGCCGCCGUUCCAGGCCGCCAGACCAUCUCCGGAUAGGUCUAUGGUGAAAUUGGAGGACCACGAGCACGAACAAGAACGAAUGAGAGUGACCGGUGACGGUGGGUUUCUGCAUCACGAUCAUCAGCGUUUCGACGUCGGUGAUUACCAUCACGGGAAACCUCCUGGAUACCCCGGGUUGCCUUAUCCUCAUUUUCGGCCGUCCAUUCAGCAGCGGUACGCUGCUCAUCAGAACAACAGCUACGCCAGGGCCGCGCAUUUUCAAAACAGACACAAGUGGAGCGGAGCCGCGCUGAGAGGACUGCAUCCCGCCAUGCCUUGGCCGACGUGGUUCUUCCAACCAGAACUUCCUCUCGGCGCGCCACUGCCAACCACUCACGUGUCCAACGCCAGCAGUAUACCUACGUCGUCGCAUCUAUCCUCCAGGACACACUCGGAGUUGCCUAAGGCGCCGGACUUAGUCGACGGUACCAAGAUUCAUGGACAAACUCCAACGAUAUGCACGUCCAUCAGGUGCACGGUGACCGGAUGUACCUGCGACUCUUUCACCCCUGGAAAACGUCACAUCAGGUGCUGCGAGAAGUGCCAUCAUGGAUGGGUGCCACAUGCGCUGGCGCGACUCUCGGGUCUCCACCAGCAGCGGCCGGGUGGGGAUGUCGUCUCCAGCCCCCGAGUCGUUGGUAGGGAGGACAAAAGCGGCGGAGGGAGGGCGAGGCAGGCGACGCCGGCGACCGCGGUGACGACGACGCCGACGACGCCGAGGGAAGGAGCUCGCGGCGGUGGCGGCGGCGGCGGCGGCGGAGGCGGAGGUGCCGAUCCGACGACUGCCACCGCCGGGGGAACUCCGGCGAGUGGGGCCAAGCAGACUGGAGGAGGAACCGGUGGUGGGGAGCCGAACUGUGGAAGUGGUGGCGGCUCCAACGGUGGUAGGGACUCCGGUGGUGGGGGAAACGAGGCUGGUGGGGCCCGCGAUGUCGCGGAGAAGGAGGAGAGGCCACCGGCUUCAGAGAGUGUCGAGCCGACGGCCGCGUUUGACGUCGCAUCCCUCGUACUCUACGGCUCGCGCGCACUACCGAUCCGCCUUAAGAUCUUGCUCGAUCAGUUGUUCAACCAGUUGCCGCACGCGCAAGUGACACGUUUACUAGCCGCUUUCGGCUGGACGUACGAGGAUUACGCAAGAGGAUACAUACUGCAGGACUCGCAGAACGGCACGGUGCUGGACCGAUGGAGCAUCUGUUCGCCUGAAGAGGAGCCGCUGGUGCUGCAGCAGUUCCUCAGGUUCGCCGAGACGCGUCCUUUCGUGCAGCAGUUGCUGCUGGCCGCCGGGACGCCGGGUACGGAUGCUAUGUCACCAAGCAGACGACCUUCGCCGCCGACGAUGCCACUAGCACACCUACCACCUCCAUUGCACCUGCUCCAUUGCGGCCUCCCACCGCCAGGCUCGCGGUUGCCACCUCCGUUGCCACCGCCGCCGCCUCCGCCGGCGGUGUCGCACCCAUCGAUGUCGCCGACGCCUCAGAAGCACCACUACUCCUCUUCGUCGAGCGGGAACCCCGGAGUAACGAGUAGCGCGAACUCGCCACCCAGAAGCCUGGAGUCUCACCUGACGGUGUCGCCGUUGAACAGACUGCAGAGCAUGCAGCCGUUCGACUUCAGGAAGCUGGGGACGCUCGGCCUGCCGGCGUUCCCGCCGCUCCCACCACCACCACCGGCGGAUCAGCUGAUGCAGAGUCGAAAGUCGUUGAGGAACACGCACAGUCCGCACAGUCCGCCGCAUCACCCGAGCAGCAACCAGCUGCAGAGGCCUCACAUGCCCCCGGUGGCCCCCGUGUCCUCUUCCGCCCUCAACUUCGGCCAUCCACUGUCCGUUGCGGUGUCCUCCGGCGCGCUACCUCCCAACUUCCCGGCCCACUUUCCCCCUCCGCCGAUGGGCAAGUCCUCCGGCUGCGUGGCCGGCAUCACGGUGCCCUCGGACGUGCACAGCGGCGGCGAGAAGAGCAGCGAGUUCGGCUCCGAAGAGGACGAGGAGGACGACGAGAAUUGGGACAGCGCGUUGAACCUCAGCAGGCGCGACUCCUCGAAACACGGCGAGCAGCGACACCACCCUCCACUACCUCUGCAGGCAGCCCCGCUCGGUAGGCCUCCGGGGAUCCCCGGCAGGAAACCUCAUUCCCCGGGUAAACGGCCGGGUAGCCAAUGGGGCGCCUCGACGAACAUCCCGCCGAACCUGGGCACCACGUUCAUCAACCCGACCACCGGCAAGAAGCGGGUUCAAUGUAUCACCUGUUUAAAGACCUUCUGCGACAAGGGCGCCCUCAAGAUUCACUACAGCGCGGUACACCUGCGGGAGAUGCACAAGUGUACCGUGACCGGCUGCAACAUGAUGUUCAGUUCGAGGAGGUCGCGCAACAGACACAGCGCGAACCCGAACCCGAAGUUGCACUCGCCGCACAUGCGACGGAAGAUUUCGCCGCACGAUGGCCGGUCUUCGAUGGCGCACGCUCUGGUUCUGCCUCCGGGAAUGCCGGUGCCCGCCACGGGGUUCAAGCACCUGCCCUUCAGAUCCUUCCCGCUGCUGACCCCGCCACCGGACCUCAGAUCGCCGGCGUCGCUUUGCGGGUUGGACUUCAAGCACCUGGACCAGGGGAUCCCGUACGACGAGACGCUGCAUCAGCGGAUCAACGUGAACGCGAGUCUGUCAUCGACGACUGGUCUGACCACCUCCUCCAUGGCCAUGACCACGGCCGCAGAGACGCCAAGUACCACCGUCGCCACCAGGGAGUCCUUCUCCAGCGGCAGCGCGGCGGACACGGUGUCGCCUUCCACUCAAGCCUCCACAGCCGUGGCGGAAGGCGAGGACGACGACGACGACGACGACGGAGGCAUAGUGGUGGUCGCGGAGGACGACGCCAGCAACCUACCCUCCAGGCUACCCCUUCGCCCCGGCGAAGAGGAGGACGAGCAACCGGCUGAUCUCAGUCUGACGAAAAGGAAGGUGUACUUGGGCGAAGCUGGGGACGAGGAUCUCGUGAGCAACCCGGACAGCAACGAGGACAACGACUCCAUGGGCACCGUCGACCAGCAGAGCUUCUCCAUGAGCCAGCUCUCGUUGAACCUGACCUCGUUGCACAGUAGAGGCGUCCGGAAAAGGAAGUCUCAGCACCCGACUCGCUGCGCCGUUCUCACGGAGCUGCAUUCCUCUUCGACGGACGGUGACUCGUCGAACGACGAGGAGAGGGUGAAGAGACGUUGCCUGUCGGACAGCGCGAGCAUCACGUCGAUGAACGACUUCCAGAGCGAGCCGGAGGAUAUGUCGAUGUCCCGAUUGGAGGCGGAGGAGCGGAAGACCUCGCCGAACUCGCCGAAGAACUUCAACGACCACGAGUCCAGCUCCCGUUCCCCGGAGGCCAGCAACAGGUCCUCGGGGGAAGGUAGACGGGACUCGGCGCUGUGGCAUUUACCUCAGGAGGACCCGCGGGAUCUGAGCUCGAGGGCGAAGUCGCCGAAGAGGCAGACCAGCCCGGAACCAAAGACAUCGCAGCCGCAACCGCAGUCGCAGUCGCAAUCGCAAUCGCAAUCGCAAUCGCAAUCGCAGCCGCAACAUCAGCAUCAGCAGGAGGAGGAAGCGACUUCGACGAAAGAACCGUCGGAACCCGGCGACAGGCUGAAGAGCGAGGCGGUGAAGGUGGAGCAGUCGUCGGCGAAGAAAGACGAGGAAAAGUCGAAGGAGGAUGUGAGGCCGGAUGAAGAAGAUGUGGACGACGACGAGGAUGACCCGUUGGAGGAGGUCGAUGAGGAUGAUGAUGAUGAGGAGGUGAACGACGCGCUGCGCAAUCAAGAAGGUGAGCGUCCCGAUGAUCCCUCCCGUGCCCCGAGCUCGGUCGACAGCCGUCCGACGACAGCCGACGACCUCUCCCAUCACGACCCCUCGACCACCACUUUGCGUCAACUCGAGUCCUUGUCGCAGGGUCGCGCGAUGCUGAGCCACGGGACGCAGCGGCCGGGUUCGAGGUCUGGCCGCGAUUCUACCAGCCCCGUCAGCCUCACGACGCACCAGGAGACCACCAUGGACAACUGCUCACGUGGCUUUCGCUCAUCCAGCGCCUCACCCUCCACAGCGGCCAUGGAUAUGGACAAUAGCCUGAUCACGUACGCGCGCUACGAGAACGGCGGGUUCGUCAGCACUCAGGAGGUGCCGCUCGACAGGGAGAACCCGAGGCGAUGCACCGCCUGCGGCAAGGUGUUCCAGAACCACUUCGGCGUCAAAACCCAUUACCAGAACGUGCACUUGAAGCUGAUGCACCGGUGCAGCGUGGACGGGUGUAACGCCGCGUUCCCGUCGAAGAGGUCGAGGGACAGGCACUCGGCCAACCUGAACCUUCACCGGAAGCUGCUCUCCACCUCGUCCAGCCCGCCGUUGUCCUCCAGCCUGCCGCCCAGCCUGUCGCCGCGGGUCGAAGACUCGCAGAUGAACCCUCUGCUGCGCAACGAGUUCCUCGCGAGACUGUACGCCGACGCUGGCAUCGGCCCGCUCGGCGCCUACCCGCUCACACCUGGACUGCCCGACCUGGCCGCCAGAAUACCGCCGCCGCAUCCCCUUCUGCUCCCGCCGCACCUGGGAGCCACCUUCUCGGGUCUGUCCUCGUUCGCCUCGCACCUGGCCGGCCUGAACGGGCUGACUCAGCAGCAUCUGAGCCAUCUGACCAGGAUGUCCCAGGAGCAGGCGACCAGGCAUCCCGCCACCAGCUCGCCGAUGUCCUCGCCCGGCCCCGAGGACAGGAAGGAGGAGGCCAGGUGCACCAUUCCCGGGUGCGAGCGGAUUUUUGGGUCCAGGGCAGUCAGGGAUGCUCACUCCAGAGACCCACAGGCUCAUAGAGACCUGCCGGUGCUGUCGACCAGUGGCUCGUGACCGAUCUCGUUCUGCGGACGCGAGUAUUACUACCCUUUACUGUGAUGCCAAAAUUUUGACGAUUCGACCGAUCGCCAUUGAUCUCGAUUAGGGAGGCUCAGCGAGGGUGAGGCUCCGCGAUUCUGGCCCCGAGCUGGGCCUUAUCGUUCAACUUUUACGUGCAAUAUCGGACGGGACCGCGCGUCGACCAUUCUGCAUUGUUCGAGAUUUUAGGGUGGGGGGAGGUUCGAGCGGUCGGUGGCUGGUCUUGUGAACGGUGCUUGUCGAUCCAGAGUUUGCUAACUGGAUCAUCUGCUUCAAUUUUUAUGGUAUCGAACUUUCCUCGUUUCUGGGUUUUUCGAUUUUUUAUCCGUAGACUGUGGACAUUGCUGUAGAUUUUAAUCGGCGACUCCCUGUAGAUGGAGUUUAUAUAUUUUAUUUUGUAUAUUUAUUUUAUUAUUAUUUUUAGUCUUUUUAUUUUAGAAGAUAAAAUUUUAUUUUACUUGGAAGCAAUGGCUAAAUUUAUUACUGUAUUUUUACUAUGAUUUUCUCAGACGACAAAAUCUAUUUAAAUCGAUUUAAAUCAAUUUAAAACAAUCUAGAACAAUUUUAUCUACAGUCUACUUAUCAGUCUCCCUCCGUUUGCUUUCCUAUUUCUUGAAACACAAGGUGCUCCAAUCUAGUCAAUUCGGAAGUCUUCAGCCACGACGCUGGAGUCGAAAAAAAUUCUUUUCACCUCGUCCUUAGCUGUGUCCUGAAAACCUACGAUGUUCCUUGAAUAAUUAAUAAACACGAAGUACCGUCGAAAAGAGACCGGACCGUAUCUAUAAUUUUCAUAAACUCGGUUUGGUUUCUUCUCGUUGACACUUCAUAGCGUAACAAACAAAUGGAGCUUCGUCGAUCCAAGUCUGACCAAAGACGAGCCUGUUCCACUGUUCAGCUACCUAUCGUUCAAACCAACAGCUAACAAAAUCUCACAGAUUUCCCAGAGAUAAAGCACGGAUCUUUCUGCAUUUAUUGUUGCAUUUAUUUCACUCGCGUCAAAUUUCAUUACAUUCUUGCCACAUGGAAUUUUUCCAUGGAGGAGCGCAAAACGUUCUCCGAUUCCAAUUUCGAUUGAUUGGAGUUUGCAUAAAGAUCCGCGAUUUAUCGAUGGACGACAAAAUUUCGCGGGGAUGUUUACGAGGAAGGAUGAGGUCUCGCGUGGUGCAGGUGGUCGCCGCGCUGGUGGUUGCCCCGUGGCCAGUCCGCGUGUCACGAAGCAGAGCAAACGAGAAAGAGAGAGAGAGAGAGAGAGAGCUGAUCGACCGAGGAAGCACUGGUUCCACCCCCUGCCUCUGUCUGUUUGCUAAUUAAAAGAUGGAGGUUCGACAGGCCGGCGACGGCGGCCGGCCGGGUACAGCACAGGAUCGGGAAGAUCGAAACACGGACGAUUCCGGUCUUCCGGCUGAUUUUAUCAUCGUUGUGAUAACGUAACAUUUAGUAAAUAUGCCACUAUUUAAUCAGUAAUCCAAUUGCUACCGCUGUAUAUAUAAACAUAGUACCUUUCGAUGUAUCGCGAUAAUUAAUCUAUUAAGAUAUCGACGCGGCCACGAACGCGAACUGAAAGGCGCGGCGUGCGAACUUCUCGGGACAACGAUAGUUUUGUAAAGAAACGGGAAGAAGACCGGUCUCUGCGCGGAUCGGUGGAUCGGAGGGAGGAAUCGAGACUCGAAUGGUAGCUAUCGGAUUGCCCUAGCCAGGGAGGCUGGGGAAUUUGCCGCGAUCGUCGCCCCUCGGACGCCAUUUUGUCCCGGAGAACGGUAGUAUUCCAUCGAUGAAGUUUCAUUCGUUCAAAACGUUUGUUGAAACGAUCAAGAGCCGAGAGAUCGAAACGAAAAGGACUUGUUUUUUCGAAACGAAAAAGUCGCAGCCGAUAGAAACAUUUGAUCUCCAUUUGAAAAAUUGAGGUCCGCGCGAGUGUUCAAAUAAAAUAUCGAUUCGAUUCGUAAGGAUUUGUAUUUGCACAAGCAGCCCGGAAUUUCCGCGGAACUAGGGUCGCGGCUUAAUGGCGUCCGGCUAGACUGCAGCCGUAGCGACCCGCGGAAUGGCGCCGAUCGCGGCAAAAUGGAUCGUUGGAUUCAGAUCAUAGUAGAAGGGCCGAGGACGUGAAAUGGCACCGAUCGACCACGGAAAAAAUCAAAGUGACGGACGUCGUCUCGCGCUAGAUAAAUGAGAAUAGAUAGAUUUUAUUUAUUGUUUCCUAGGGAUCCUACACGACACACACUGUAUCAGCGGCCAGUAGCGGGCACUGCCGCGGAGACUUCCUUUCUCGUAGAGUCGGACGAUCAUGUUGAAAACUCGCGGACUCGGUUUGUCGGCCGAUCGCGAUCGAUUCUACGUAAUGCGUUCUCGUGGAUCGAUCGAUCGCCGGUCCGGCCGACUCUUCUCUCUUCGGUUGUACAUACAUUGUAUACCUUAUUUUCGUAGCAUGCGCGUCGAUUUCUCUUGUACGGCCAGGAGUUGUUGUUGUUUUAUCUCGCGAACCGGAGAUCACACCGAGAGAGACAACGGGGGGAGGGGGGGAGAGGAGAGUUUUUUUUUCUACGCGAUCUCUACCGGUCGCCCGCGAUUCAUCGCCCCCGCAUAUCGGCGCGACGGCAGCUCUCGCGACACACGACGAACCCACUACUAAUUACACUCCUAAGGGCGAAACCAGAUUUACAAUUGUAAUUAUGUAUAAACUGAAUGCUAUGAUGUAUGAUAUUAUAGAUCGAUUAUAAAGAACAUUCAUCACUAUGAAAAUAAAUACCUAUCGAAAUCAA